This is a messenger RNA of Cygnus olor (mute swan), 6961 nucleotides long. RefSeq names its product RAS and EF-hand domain containing (gene RASEF). The record is from RefSeq and is a predicted model, not a curated record. NCBI's taxonomy places the organism in Eukaryota, Metazoa, Chordata, Aves, Anseriformes, Anatidae. The transcript has 17 exons. Bases 68 to 2233 code for a protein of 721 amino acids. Gene Ontology annotation, molecular function: GTPase activity; calcium ion binding; GTP binding.
GCCGUGCCGUGCUGUGCCGGGCCGUGCCGUGCCGUGCCGUGCCGUGUCGCGGGCAGAGACGGGGGCGAUGGACCCCGACGGGGAGGACCUGUCCCGGCUGCGCGCCCUCUUCCUGUCUUGCGACGCCAACGGCUCGGGCCGCAUCGAGCGGGAGGACUUCGCGGCGCUCUGCGCUGAGCUGCGGGUGCGGCCGGAGGAGGCCGAGGCCAUCUUCCAGCGCCUCGACAGCGACCGCGACGGGGCCAUCACCUUCCCGGAGUUCGCCCGCGGCUUCCGCGGCGCCACCCGGCGGCGGCCUGGAGCCGGCCGCGGGGAGCCACGGGACGGGGGAGACGACGAGGGGGAGACGGCGGCGGCAUGGGCCGCCGCGGGGCUGGAGCAUCCCUGGAGGGACUUCGAGGUCCGGCUGGGGGACGAGGCAAGGUUCAUUCCCAGACAAGAGCAAGUCAGUGUUCUGUAUCAGAACAUACACAUAGUGGAACCAAGAUUAAUCCAGCCGUACGAACAUGUCAUUAAGAACUUCAUCCGAGAGAUCAAGCUUCAAAGCACAGAGAUGGAAACCUUGGCCAUCGCUGUCAAAAGAGCUCAGGAUAAAGCGGCAGUUCAGCUGAGUGAGCUGGAGGAAGAGAUGGAACAACGGAUACAGGCUGCGGAGCAUAAAGUUAAAAAGGAAGAGAAACGAAAAGCUGAAGAAGCACUAAAUGAGUUGAAGCGCCAAUAUGAUACUGAAGUUGGGGAUCUCCAGGUGACAAUAAAAAAACUUAGAAAGCUGGAGGAGCAAUCCAGAAACAUAAAUCACAGGGAAGAUGUGGUUGAACUGAAAAAAAGAAUACAUGAUAUGUUGCUGGAAAAUCAGAAACUUAAGAAAGAUCUCCUAGAAGCACAGACAAAUAUUGCUUUUCUACAGAGCGAAUUAGAUAGCUUGAAAAGCGAGUAUGCAGAUCAGACUUUAAACACGGAGAGAGACCUAGAAAUGAUCCGUGAGUAUACUGAAGACAGGGAUAAUCUGGAAAGACAAAUCGAGAUGCUUCAAUCAGCUAACAGAAAACUACAUGACAGCAAUGACGGUUUAAGAAGUGCACUUGAAAACAGUUUCAGCAAGUUCAACAGGUCAUUGCGGUUAGCAAACACCUCACCAGGAAGUACCAUUUGUAGAAGCAGUCCCAAAUGCAGUGGCGGACAGUCUCCUCUAAACCCACAAUAUGACAGAUCAUCUCAUUCUUCAUGUGUGGAUGAAGAUUAUGAUUCUUUAGCCCUCUGUGACCCCAUGCAAAGGAUAAACUGUGAAGUUGACAGCUUACCUGAGAGCUGUUUUGACAGUGGUUUGUCUACUCUGAGAGAUUCAAAUGAAUAUGAUUCAGAAGUGGAAUACAGGCAACAAAGACUUUUUCAAAGGUCGCAGUGUAUGCAAGAAGGCUUUGGUGGUGAUGCUUCUGAUACAGAUGUUCCAGAGAUCAGGGAUGAAGAAGCAUACAGUCCUGAUAAUGGCAGUACAAUAUUAGAUUGGAAACCCUCAAGACCAGUAAGUCGAAGCAGCUCAGUUGCUUCAACAAGGAAAUACAUAUCCGCUCUGAUUCCUCAGUCAGGUGCAACAGAAUGUACUCCAAAAUACCCAAGUUCAGAGAAGGCUUACAAGAUUGUUCUUGCUGGAGAUGCAGCAGUGGGAAAAUCCAGUUUCCUUAUGAGACUUUGCAAGAAUGAAUUUAGAGGCAAUACCAGUGCAACCCUAGGGGUGGAUUUUCAAAUGAAAAGACUAAUUGUUGAUGGAGAACCUACAGUGCUACAGCUGUGGGACACGGCUGGGCAGGAGAGAUUCCGAAGUAUUGCUAAAUCAUACUUCAGAAGAGCAGAUGGUGUCUUACUGUUAUAUGAUGUAACAUGUGAAAAAAGCUUUCUUAAUGUGCGAGAGUGGGUGGAUAUGAUUGAGGAUGCAACUCAUGAGAAUAUUCCAAUUAUGAUGGUAGGAAACAAAGCAGAUCUCCGUCAAGCAGUUACAGAACAAGGGCAAAAAUGUGUGCCUAUAAACUAUGGAGAAAAGCUGGCUAUGACUUAUAACGCACUGUUCUGUGAAACAAGUGCUAAAGAUGGAUCUAAUAUUGUAGAAGCAGUUCUUCAUCUUGCUCGUGAAGUGAGAAAACGAAGUGAUAAUCAAGAUGAUACGAGGUCAAUAACCAGCUUGGCUGGGAUGCCUGUCAAAAAAUCAGCACUCACAAAAAACUGUUGCAAUGUUUAAGUGACAGACUCUUGACUUAAAGAACUCAUAUACAUAUAUAACUAUUUAAAAAAAAAAAAGAAAAAGAAAAAUGAAGGAUUUCAAUUAUGUAUUCUUUUUACUAUGGAUUUAUACAUUUGUGUAUUUAGAAGUUCUACAUCAUGGAAAAAGUCCAGCCUCUGCUUUCUACUAAUUCAUAUUUAUACACUUGCUUUGUCCUGUAGGCUCUGAUUUCACCUUUCUUAAGUAUUGUAAUUCAAUGAAGUGAGCUCAGAAUCAAUACUGCAGCAGUCAGUGCAUGAAAUAUUGUAAUAUAUUUUAUCUUCUUUACCUGCUUGUUUCUUUAUGGGCUCAAUAUUUCUUACAUACAGAAUAUGAUAAGAUAAUAUAAUAUCACUCAUAGCAAAAGAAAAAAAUUGCAUCUUUUUUUCUCGUGCCCAUGUACCUAGUUUUUUGAAGGCCUUAAGUUACACCUUCAUGAAACAUUUCCCAAGAAAACCCCAAGCCAUUAAAAUGUUGCCUAGUUACAAGUUCAGGGCGUGAAGCAGAAUGGUCUCUUGGGAGAAGACAGAGGUGGGUGUAUGGGGUACUGGUUUAAUUUUACAAAAGUUGGCGAGAUAAAAUUUAUUUAAUUUAGGGACUUAAGGUAUGAUUCAGAACUGAGAAGCAGACUUUAUUUCUGAUCCUACACAGCUUAAAAGUGAAAUUAACAUUUGCGUGGGCCAUUACAGUUCCAAAUCCCAGAUAGAUCUAUAAUACCUGUGAUAUGUAGGGUUACUGAGAUUAAUUAAUGAUCCAGUACCUGCCUCUUUGUUUAGACUAGACCAUUAAUAGUGUUACAGAGAGAUAGAGAUUGUAAUUUUUGCUUGUUUUUCAAAUGCUUCCCUUUUAUACAUUAAUUGAGGGUUUGUAAUAGCACAGAGGAGUCUGUUUUAAAUGGAUAUUCUUCAGACAUUUUUGAAGUUUUAGACAUGCAGGUGGAAGAAUUGCUGCACAUGCACAAGCAUCUGUAUGAGCUAUUCACUGAAAGUCUCUGGAAUGAACAGCAACCACUUAUCUUAAUGAGAAUACUGUAGCCUAAAUUUAAGAAAAUUCUGAGAUACCAGUAGGUGAUAGUUAGAGGUGUCAGGAUCUUUAAAAGCUGAGUUGUUAUUGCUUAUAAUAGUUCCCAACAGUCAUAUAGUAUAGUAGAAAUUGAAGGUAUUUCUGUUGUCAACAAUCACGGUACAAUCCUCAGCUUUCACUAAUUUUGAUGGGACUAGGUUAGGACCCCUUAAGAGCAAGUGAACUGUUUCAGUGUUUUCUGUUUAUAUAUAGAAAAUAUCUCCAGGCUGAAACCUGCCUCAAUAAAUCAACCUUGAGUAAAGUUUUAUGGACUUAAUGGAAACCCAUAUGACCAACAGCUGCUACUGUGUUUUAUCAGUGCUGUAUUUGAACACUGUAUAGCCUGAGCUAUGUUAUCAGUAGUAUAAAAUGUGGAGUUCUUAGAAAUAGGAAGGUUCAUCAUUGUUAAAAAAAAUACUGUUUUAAAGGAGGGGGAACAGUGUUUUAAAGCAUCUUUUCGAGCCUCUUGAUCCAGAGCAGCUAAUAGGUAGUUAUAUGAAAGCUUGUUCUUAACGUGACAAAGAAAUCUAAUGCCAGAAGAAAUAAGACAUUUUUAUUUCACUUUAUUGUACUUCAGCCCUAAAAGAAAAGACAUGUUUAGUGUCCUCUUUGAAAUAUUGAGGGGAAGCUAUUUGGAGUUUCUCUGAGUAGAAAACCAUGCCUAGCUGAGCUAACUGAUGAGGGCAUCUUUCGUGAUCUUUGUGUCUAAAACUUGUCUCCAAAGGAGUAAGGUGGAAGGAGAGUCAAUAUGGGUUGUACUUGCAUAUAGUUCUUCCUGCAGUAGAGAGGAGAGGUGGAGAAGAUCUAUGAAUGAUUUCUGAAGUGAGCUUACGCUCACAACGUGUAGGGGUUUGCAUUUUCUCAAGAAGAAAAGGUCGUGAUUAUAAGCUUGUUACUUGCAUUCCAAAAUACUGCUUCUUCAGUGUUACUAACUUCAUUUAACUUGCACAACUGAGACUGGAGCUUGGUGUUCUAUGGUCCAUUGGAUGAAUCACAGUGUUUGACCAAGUCUGUGGUCUUGGCCUGCUAUAAAUAAGGUGAAAUACAUUUGUGUAAACCUUCUUGACAAGCCCACAUCAGAAAAACAUUUUGCUUGGGUACAGAAAAUUACAUAAAUUUGUUUGCAAGAAAGAUUUCAGGAUAUGUUUUUUCCCAACCUCCAAAGCACUUAAGCAGAGAUGGACUAUUGCCAGUUGUAGAUUAGGUUAGCUGUGUUUUUUACCAUCUGCUGCUACCAAGAACAGUUUGGCUGUGGCCUUUGUAACUCUCCUUUCAACAGCUGAUUAAAUCAUUUAAUUUCAGUAGCUGUAGUCUAUUAGAUUACCCUCUACCUUCUAUUCACAAAUAUGGUAACAAUGCGGAGUACCCCUUUCAAAAGUGACUUCCAGAUCCUUAGUUAGCCUUAGUUAGCCCUAGCACGUGUGCAUGUGCAGUAAUUCAUUUCACAUCUGAGGUGCUUUUCAUACAGAGUGCUAUGUGAAUAUCUAUUCCUGUAGAGAGCCUGGCUGAAGGACAUGAAUUCAGGGACCUAUUUUUUUUUUUUUCUCUGCCAGAUUGGGCCAUGGGCAUUUUGGGUACCUUUUUUCAUUUAUUUUAAUGAGCAAAAUGUCUCCUGUGAUAUUUGGCCAAACUAUGCAAACCAAAUAACUUUUUUUAAGCUAUGUAAUUUUUAUGUGUGUCAAGUAAAGCAACAGUGUUUUGUUUUUUUUUGUUUUGUUUUUUAUAAAGUAAGAUUCAGGGUUGGAAACUGUUAACAAAAUUUUACCUUGGACUAGUUUUAUGAUCAAGGUAUGAAUUACUAGAAAAAGCACUAUUGAAUGGGGAUAUAACUAUAGCUCUGUUGGAACUGGUUUUAGAAAUCCUAUUAUGAUCAGCUCCAUCAAGUCUGAAUAUUCACAUAACACCAGGUAGAAUUUGUGUUAAAGCAAGAGAAAUUGGAAAAAAUAUUUAAAUAUGGAAACAAAACCAUGUAUUUAUAAAUGGAAAUAAUAAAUAUUUGAGGCUUUCAAUUGUUUUGCUUUGAAAAGUUACCUUGCUUUCUACCUGAAUUGUAAAGUGAAAAACAUCAGCUUUAUGCUCUGACAUGGUUGCACUAUUGUACUUUAAAUGUUUUUAUGGUUUUGUUUAGUAUGUAAGAGCUAUUCAUUAAAUCAUACAAAGCUAUUUUUUUAGUUAGUGGAUGUGUUCCCUUAAUACAUAUAUUUAUUCAAAAAGGAAAGACUUUUCAUGUUUUUCCUCAUGAUCUGUAAAUAUAUUAUUUUUAUUCAGUUGACAUGGAAGUAUUAUUUUGUCCUGUAUUGUUUUUGACCCUAAUUGUGGCAUAGUGCACGUAUCUGAGGCAAUAAUUUUUGUUAGACACCCUGAAAACGUUCUGAUAAAUGACUAUUCUUCUAACCACUUUGUGCCUGUUCAGCAUACAUUAGUGGCUUAAUAAGAUGUGUUGCAGAUUUGGUUAAUUGUUCUUAGAAGUACAGUUGUGGCCUAACAUGGAUUACAUGUUUUUCAAUGUAGCUAUUUUUUUGUACAGAGUACAGCAUCCUCUAUUAUUUUAGGAAAAAUAAAUUACAGUUUUACAUCUGUAUGCCUGUUAAAGUGUAUUUAAAGGAAAAUAUCUACAGGCCACUGCUUCAAGGAGUGUCGUGUAGAUGUGUACGCAUGCAGAUCCCCAGUUAAGCUAACAGCUUCUGUGCCAGUGCAGGCAAUCUGUUCAUUUGUAUGAACGUUUUCUCUUGUACACAACCUCCUGCUGUUCAACGAUGCUAGGUAACUUUAUAGGGAAACAAAUUUCAGUGAAAGAUCCCAGAUUCAUAAACAGAAGGGAGAUAUUUAUUCAUAUCAUCAAGGCACUUUAUUAUUUUAGGAAGAAACUUACUUCCAAGAUGUUUCUGACUGUAGUAAGUAAUUAAAAAAAUAGAUCCAGUAACUCAUCUGCAGUUCAAAUGCCUUUUCCCACUGCCUGUGCCAGGUUUGAUAUAGCAUGUAAUGCUAUCCCUCUGACCCUGUACAGGCUACUUAUGGACUGGAGAAACUUUUUACAGUACUAGAGGUUCUAGUAUUUCUCUCCCACUGCAUUACUGUAAGUAAUAGUAAUCCUAAUGCUUACUUAUGGAUAUCUGCAGGACUGGUAACAUCAUUAUUCAUCAUUUUUUUUUUUUUUUUUUUCACAUACCUUGUUUUGCAAGAAAACCCUCCUUAUGGUUAAAGAGAAUUUGUCUCAGAUGUGUGAAAUGUAUGUUCAAAUGUAUUACAUAGUUUGUAAAAUGAAGUCCUUUUCCUAUAAUUUCUGCCCUUUGAGUUAUAGCUAUAGAUAACUGAGUUUAUGUGAAAUUAGUCAUUAGGUGACUGACUAACCAAUAAACCCAAGCUGUGGAAGUUUCCCACUAAAUAUAAAGUAUUUAAAAUAGCAAUGUAUUUUCAUACUAGUAUGAGGAAGAAACUCAGUGCCAAUGGCAUGUAUCAAAUUUUUAUAAAGCUCUAAAUUGUGAAAACUUCUGAAACUUUAAUUUAUACUGUUUACGAUUAGAACUGUGGUGUUCAUGAAGUUUGUUCCUCCUCCAAAUGAGUGAUCACUGCAUCCACUGUAAUUUUGUACAUGUAUAUGUUUAAAAAGAACUACACUUUCCCUAUAUUGAAAAUUACUGUACA